AUGGAAAAUAGUACAUUUUCCUGCAAGGAAAGAGUCAAACUGAUGAAUGGACGACAAGGCCCUGGAUAUGAGUUAUGCAGUUUGAUCAAAUGUGGUAGUCACGGUUUCCACAGUGGUGAUGAUGAUAACAGCAAUUCUAAUGAAAAUUUCAAUCUGGGUUUGUUAAAUGUUAGAUCAAUUGCACGUAAUGUUGACGGGAUUUAUGGACUAAUUUGUGAUGGAUUGGAUGUGUUAGUGUUGACUGAAACUUGGCAUGGCUUGCCUGGGAACAACUCUGUCAGUGCUGCUAUGCCACCGGGGUACUGUUACGUGGACUUUGUCAGGCAGCAUGAUCCUGGCCACGGUGGACUGGUCAUAUAUUUCCGCAAAGAGUUUGGUUGCAGAAAGAUAAAUUUGCCUUCAUUUGUAACAACGACAACACAAAAAAGUUUCCCGACAUGCCAACAAGCUCACACACGUGAAAUGAAAUGUGAUCUGAUGCAUUUGCCUCUAAUUGAAUUUAGUGAUACGCAGAUAAUAACUCUCACAACAUUUGGAUUUUCGUGGCAGGCCGAAGAAUCCAUGGACUGCUUGUUUAGGGAAGGAUUCUGA
Molecule: messenger RNA, 591 nt
Organism: Helobdella robusta
Lineage: Eukaryota; Metazoa; Annelida; Clitellata; Rhynchobdellida; Glossiphoniidae
Exons: 3
Coding region: 1-591 (196 amino acids)
Source: RefSeq, a predicted model, not a curated record